Phoenix dactylifera (date palm) is the source of this 2072-nucleotide messenger RNA. RefSeq names its product tubby-like F-box protein 8. The record is from RefSeq and is a predicted model, not a curated record. Gene Ontology annotation, molecular function: protein binding. Lineage: Eukaryota; Viridiplantae; Streptophyta; Magnoliopsida; Arecales; Arecaceae.
GGACCGCGGGGUGGGUAAAAUGAUGCUAAUAAAGAUGGAAGCCACCGUCGUCUUAUCUAUUCUUAAUUCGUUUCUUCUUUCGCCCACUUUCUGCUCCGUCUCUCAAGUGGAUUUAAAGAGGCCUUGAAGUCCGGCUGGCUUCUUGAAUGCGAAAGGCGGAGAAGAUCGAAGAGAGAGAAGAACAAACGCGGUGGUCGUGCCGGCGACUCGGAAGGAAGGGAUCGGGCUGAGAUCUGGGCGCGGGCGAGAUCGAUGCUGUGGGAUUUGAUGCCUUUCUUGCGCUCUCGCCGAGGUCUGGGGUUUUAAGCGCCCGUCUCUGAGGCCCCUGUCGGGCUUUUCCGCUUCGAUUUGAGAGGGAUUUGUAUCACUUUUGGUGCAUCUGAGAUCCUGUCAGGUUUCUCAACUUGUGAUAAGAAGGUUGUCAACCCAGACUAGAAAUCUCUGGCAUCUGCUGUUUGCAUAAUAGCAGGCUAGGAAUUAUAUGCCUAUUGGAGGAUUGCGUAUUGAGUUUGAGUUGGCUUAGAUGUCAUUCCGUAGCAUUGUUCGUGAUGUGAGAGAUGGCAUCGGUAGUUUAUCUCGCCGGGGCUUCGAGGUGAGGCUCUCGGGUCAUCACAGGGGGAAAUCUCAGGGUGCUGUGCACGAAGUGCAUGAUCAACCUGUAGUAAUCCAGGACAGCUGUUGGGCUAGUCUUCCUCCUGAACUACUUCAUGAUGUGAUCAAAAGGUUGGAGGCAAGUGAGAGUAGUUGGCCUUCCCGCAAAAACGUAGUUGCCUGCGCAGCUGUUUGCAGGUCAUGGAGGGAAAUGUGUAAAGAGAUUGUUACAAGUCCAGAAUUUUGUGGAAAGCUUACUUUUCCGGUCUCCCUGAAGCAGCCUGGACCUCGAGAUGGUACUAUUCAGUGCUUUAUCAAGAGGGAUAAGUCAACUCUAACUUAUCAUCUGUAUCUGUGCCUUAGCCCUGCUGUACUUGUUGAAAAUGGGAAGUUCCUCCUAUCAGCUAAACGAACUCGGCGCACAACCUGUAGAGAGUACAUAAUAUCAACUGAUGCUGACAAUAUAUCAAGAUCAAGCAACACUUAUAUUGGAAAACUGAGGUCUAAUUUUCUUGGCACGAAGUUCAUAAUCUAUGAUACCCAACCCCCAUACAACAGAGCAGCCAUCUCCCAGCCAGGGAAGACAAGCAGGAGAUUUUACUCCAAGAAAGUGUCUCCUAAAUUUCCAUCUGGAAGCUACAACAUAGCAGAGGUGACAUACGAGCUGAAUCUCCUGGGAACGCGCGGCCCAAGACGGAUGCACUGUAUCAUUCAUUCCAUUCCUGCCUCAGCCCUCGAUGCUGGAGGGACCGUCCCUGGUCAGCCUGGUCAUCUGCUCCCCUGCUCGUUGGAUGACUCCUUUGGCAGUAUGUCCUUCUCUAAAUCAUCCAUCAUGGACCGCUCCAUGGAUUUCAGCAGUUCUCGCUUCUCUGACAUUGCUGGAGGAGCCAGUGGUAUUGGUGACGAGGAAGAUGAGGCUAAAGAGAGGCCUCUGAUCCUUCGAAACAAGGCCCCAAGAUGGCACGAGCAGUUGCAAUGCUGGUGCCUCAACUUCCGGGGUCGGGUGACCGUUGCAUCCGUCAAGAACUUCCAGCUUAUUGCUGCGACGCAACCUGCUGCGGGAGCUCCGACGCCGUCACAGCCGGCACCACCAGAGCAUGAUAAGAUCAUAUUGCAGUUUGGGAAGGUUGCGAAGGAUAUGUUCACCAUGGAUUAUCGGUACCCGCUUUCAGCUUUCCAGGCUUUUGCUAUCUGCUUGAGUAGCUUUGACACCAAGCUGGCUUGUGAAUAGCGCGCUUGGAAGAAUGCUGGAAAACUAAUACAGGGACGGCCAGAAGUUGGUGAUGUCUGUUCGCUAUUCAUGGCGGCUGUUGGUGCAUCAACUCUAAUCUUCAACCGUGUUGCAGCAUCGAUUCAUCUGUUUCUCUUCUUCUCUUCCCCCCUUUACCCCACUUUUUAUUUGCUGCAACAGGUUCUGUAUCAAGUGAUCAAAUGGAUAUUCCGUUGGAUGCUUUCUUAUUAUUAUUUUCCCAUUGCAUUCA